AUGAUGAAUGAAGAGUUCGAUGCGUUGAACAGAGCAAAAUCGAGGAAACACUCGAGGACAGGUUGUAUCACAUGUAAAGUACGGAAAAAAAGAUGCUCCGAACACAAACCCAUCUGCGCGGAUUGUAGACGGUUAGGAUUCUCCUGCAUGUAUCUGCCGAAGAGCACAGAUAGGAGGACGUUGCAGCACUACAAGGAGCUCAUUGAAAGGGAGCUGUUCGACCACAAGUUCAGCAAAAAGGGCCACAGGCGUUUUGAUGAAGUGCAGGAGUGUGAGCAGGAGCUGGGGCUGGAGGCAGAGCUGGGGGAGCAGGAGGAGGAGCAGCGAGAGGAAGCGCAUGAGGAAGAAAACGAGGAGGAAAACGAGGAAGAAAACGAGCAUGAGCACGAGCACGAGGAAGAACAUGAAAUUCUCAACGGCGCCCAGCUUAUACACAUAGGAGCAGAACAGCUGCAUUUGGACCUCGACGAUGAGUUCAGUCUUUCACUGUCUCCUAGAUACUCUCAGCCACUCACGGAUCCCAUAUGCUUGGAGCUAGACGGCGUUGGUAUGCAUUUAUACAAUUACUAUAGAGACCAUUUGGCCAAGAUCAUCUCCAUCGCUCCAACGAAACAGAACUACUAUCUUCAAGUUUUUUUGCCAAUGGCCCACCAGCACAAAGGGAUUCUGUAUGGACUUAUGGCCUGGUCAGCUCAUCACUUAUCGAUCACGGAGUCGAAUCACGAUGUUCAGUCAAAGGAUGAGAAUUACCUCACCAUAGCAAACGAAUACACUUUGAAUUCUUUGACCAGAUUGAAGUCUGAAUACAGCGAGUCAAAUUUUCUCUGGUCGCUUGCCCAAGUGCUCAUCUUGUGUGGUGCGGAAAUAUGUCAGGGGGAUGUCAAUAAGUGGAAAGUUCUACUGAAACAUGGUGCGGAACUUAUUGAGAAAAACUGUGGUAAAGAUAUUUCGGAAAUUUUGUUCUCGAAUAAACACACCAAUCUGGACUCAACAACACGAUAUUGGUUGAUUGCAAAUUUUAUGUAUCAUGACAUUAUGUGCUCGCGACAAACAUUUUUCCCAAUGAAUCAAUAUCAAAGGAUAUUAGAUAAUCAAUCGUCGCAUGACCUGAGAAGCUUAGAUGAUUCAAACUUACAGUUAGAUCCUUUGAAUGGUAUCAAUAGACCAAUACUUUUACUUAUUGGUGACAUUACAAAUUUGACAAGAAAGAUGAAGUCUGAUUGUGAGCAGUUCAACAAAGAUCAUCCUAAAUUUGAUAAGUACAUGAAAACAGCAAUGGAUAUCCAAUCGAAAUUAUACCAUUUAGUUCCAAAUGUAAUGGAAAUGAAAUUUUAUGAAGAGUUCUCGAAUGAUUAUCAACUCAGUAUCGAACUUUUCCAAUUGAUGCAGACUGCUGCAUUAAUCCAUUUGAAAACCAUUUGUCUCAAAUAUUCAAAGGACUCGAUCGAAAUUCAAUAUCUCUGGAAGAUACUCUCACAAAAACUUACACUCAUUCUCGGUACCAAACUAGAAGGUUCGCUUUGUUUCCCACUUUUUAUAUGUGGCAUAAAUGCUGUCUCCGAAGAGCAAAAAUCAUUAGUAGAAUCGAUGUUCGAUGAUAUGAUGAAAAGAUACAAGUGCUAUAACUUUCAACGUGCAAGAACAAUAAUGAGAAAGGUCUGGAAGCAAAACAGCGAUAAUGAGUCCAUCAGUAAUCGCAGCAGUAUCUCAAGUACAAGUACUGGUACAGGUGCAGAAGAUAACUGGUACGAAUUAAAAAACAAGGAUUGGUACGACAUCGUCGAUGAUAUGGGUUGGGAUAUAAGUUUCGCAUAA
Molecule: messenger RNA, 1815 nt
Organism: Zygotorulaspora mrakii
Lineage: Eukaryota; Fungi; Ascomycota; Saccharomycetes; Saccharomycetales; Saccharomycetaceae
Gene: UGA3
Product: Uga3p
Exons: 1
Coding region: 1-1815 (604 amino acids)
Biological process (GO): positive regulation of transcription by RNA polymerase II
Cellular component (GO): nucleus
Molecular function (GO): zinc ion binding; transcription cis-regulatory region binding; DNA-binding transcription factor activity, RNA polymerase II-specific
Source: RefSeq, a predicted model, not a curated record